AUGUCGCCACAUUAUGCUUUCAGCAGAGAUCGCUUCCCUGGUUUGGUGAUAAAAAAUAUUGCCAUAGCUGCGGAUGAAGUCGAGUUAUUGGAGUGCAUCGAAGAGACUCUUUACGCCUGGUCUGUGCUGUCAGAAGUUUACCUUCGCAUAUGGAGUACCGGCCGACCUAAUCUGUUUGCCAGUAAUAUCGAGCGAAUGAGGAGCCGUACUCCAUUCCAUCUGUCCAAGUUGAGCCUGGCCACUGGCAAUCGGGAUCUGCGUCUUCUUCGGAAUGUGCGAAAUCUACCUCUUUAUAAUCUGCGUCAGCUGGCACCAAUCAACCUUCCUGUUUGCGUGGUUAAAAAAACGAAGAAAACUGCCUAUCAAACAGUCUAG
Dibothriocephalus latus is the source of this 375-nucleotide messenger RNA. NCBI's taxonomy places the organism in Eukaryota, Metazoa, Platyhelminthes, Cestoda, Diphyllobothriidea, Diphyllobothriidae. The record is from the annotation of a GenBank genome assembly.